AUGGAUCUCAGUGGGGCCACCCCACUGGCCUUGCUCCUACUUUCUGCCCUUUCCUGCCUGGUUUUGUACUUGAACGGGGGCAGGAAAAAGAAAGGCAUACUGCCACAUGGCCCAGCACCGCUGCCUCUUGUUGGCAAUCUCUUCCAGUUAGAUACCAAGGAAAUGCACCGAUCGCUGGAGAAGCUCAGCAAGCAAUAUGGACCUGUGUACACCAUCCAUUUGGGUUCCCUUCCUUGUGUUGUCCUCUGCGGCUACCAAGCUGUGAAAGAGGCCUUGGUGGACCAGGCUGACGACUUCAGUGGCCGUGGGGACUUCCCUGUGUUCUACCGCUUCACCCAGGGAAAUGGCAUUGUCUUCUCCAAUGGGGAAAAGUGGAAGGUCCUGCGUCGCUUUUCCUUGCACACCCUGAAGAAUUUUGGGAUGGGAAAAAGCAGCAUCGAGGCUCGGAUCCAAGAAGAGGCCCAAUGUCUUGUCCAGGAGUUUCGGAAAACCAAUGGGACCCCCUUCAACCCCCUCAACCUUGUCUGUCGAGCCGUUGCCAAUGUCAUCUGUGCCGUGGUUUUUGGCAACCGUUUCGACUAUGAAGACACGGACUUCCUCCUCCUUCUGGAUCACCUCAAUGAGAACUUCCGGAUCAUGAGCACCUUCUGGGGCGAGCUCUACAACAUUUUCCCCCGGAUCAUGGACCUCCUCCCUGGGCCCCACCACCAAAUCUUCCAGAACUUUGAGAAACUCCGGCACUUCAUCACGGAACGCGUCCUCUGGCACCAAAAAGAUCUGGACCCCGAUGCCCCCCGAGAUUUCAUUGACUGCUUCCUUGUCCGCAUGGAGCAGGAAAAGCAAGACCCUUUGAGCUAUUUUAAUAUGGAGACCUUGGUGAUGACCACCCACAACCUGUUCUUUGGGGGAACUGAAACAACCAGUACAACUCUCCGCUACAGCUUCCUUAUCCUCAUGAAAUACCCCGAGGUGGCAGCUAAAGUCCACCAGGAGAUUGACCAAGUGAUCGGCCCCAACCGUGCCCCGUGUCUGGCUGACCGUACACGCAUGCCGUACACCGAUGCCGUCAUCUACGAGAUCCAGCGCUUCAUCUCCAUCCUGCCCAUGGGACUCCCUCGGGCCGUGACCCGGGACACCCCCUUCAGAAACUUCUUGCUUCCCAAGGGCACCAAUGUCAUCCCUCUCCUGAAUUCAGUGCAUUAUGACCCCACUCAGUUCAAAGACCCAACGUCCUUCAACCCCGGCCAUUUCUUGGACGAAAAGAACGCAUUCAAAAACAGUGAUGCAUUCAUGCCUUUUGCUCCAGGCAAACGGAUCUGCCUGGGAGCUGGCUUGGCCCGGAUGGAAAUCUUCCUCUUCCUCACCACCAUUCUCCAGCACUUCACCCUCCAACCACUAGUCGCUCCUGCUGAGAUCGACCUGACACCGCAGUGUACCGGCCUGGGCAAUGUUCCACAUCUGUUCCAGUUCCAGGUCCUUCCUCGCUAGCUCUGGAAAGGACCCCCAAGCACCCUCACUUGGCUGCCCAAGCAUCACAGGAUCUCCAAUAGCAGGGAUCCAAGAGAUGUUCAGAGAUGCUGCAACUUCAGGUGGAUCAUUCCUAACUCUCCCUCUGAACCUGGGGGUCUGCUUGAAGUCCACUGUUGAAGGAAUUUGGGGUGAUUCUGCACCAAGAGCACCCACAUUUUACACCCCUGAAUACUGUAUGCAAAUACUCUUUGCAUUUAGUAAAAAAGGUCAUUCUCCUUCCACCA
Messenger RNA from Sceloporus undulatus (fence lizard), 1754 nucleotides. Its product is annotated as cytochrome P450 2F5-like. The record is from RefSeq and is a predicted model, not a curated record. Gene Ontology annotation, biological process: xenobiotic metabolic process. The transcript is spliced from 9 exons. Lineage: Eukaryota; Metazoa; Chordata; Lepidosauria; Squamata; Phrynosomatidae. The coding region runs from base 1 to 1488 and encodes 495 amino acids. Gene Ontology annotation, cellular component: cytoplasm; intracellular membrane-bounded organelle. Gene Ontology annotation, molecular function: heme binding; oxidoreductase activity, acting on paired donors, with incorporation or reduction of molecular oxygen, reduced flavin or flavoprotein as one donor, and incorporation of one atom of oxygen; iron ion binding.